AAUUGAUAUUCGAGCCGGGAAAGCGGGAUUUUAGUUACAUUAAAAUUAUCAAAGUAUGAUUCUUAUUAUUUGUCAGAAUUUUUGUUUGUAAACUUUCACAAACUAGAAUUAUGCUCUAUAAAAGAAUAAAUAGGUAUUGAGUACUUAUUGAAUGAGAUAUACAGUUUAUAUAUGUAACAAAAGUAAAACUUGUUACAGUCAUAUGCUAACUUAAAAUACACUAAACAGGAAAAAUCUGUUUUAAGAAUGGAGGAAGCAAGACAUUUCCUAAAUCCUGAAUCAGUCAGCGUGCAUUUAUACUGCUCUGUUUGCCAAGAUGUUUUUCGAGAACCUUUUCGUGCUCCUUGUGGUCAUAGUUUUUGUAAAGAAUGUAUCAAUAGUUGGUUAUCUCAAAGUCAAACUUGUCCAGAAGACCGAAAACCAAUCAAUCAAAAGCAGCUACAUUAUGAUUUUAUUCUUGCAAAUAUUAUUGGGGAUCAAAUGGUUGCUUGUCCUUUUAGAUCGAAAGGCUGCGAAUUUGUGAACAAAUUGGAAACUUUAUCUUCACAUAAAAAGUCAUGUGUUUUUAACCCAAUCAAUUUGCCUUCGUUUAUGAAGGAAAGCCCUUUUUCUAUCAAUCCGAAUUUAGGUGAAUCUCAUGACGAAGAAACGCUGGCGACACCUGGAAAACCUUCGCUUAAAAUGCGUCUUUUCUGCGACGAAAACAAACGAAAUUUGCUAUGCUCUGUUUUUGAAAAUAAAGUUGAGCAAACUUUAGGCAAAAAAGAAACUUCAAACAAAGUAUGGCUAAACAAAGAAAAUGAAAUAAAAAAACCAAAAAGACGUGCAAUUGAGAUUUACAGCCCAUAAUAUUGUUUUAUAUUUUUUCAACUUUUAUUUUUUUACGAGUAUACACAUUUUGAAAUAUUUGCAGCAUACACCAUAAAUACAUACAUAUUUCAGCAUAUAUAUUGGUUUUGUAAAGUGUUUAUUAUUAUAAAGUUUAUUAUUAUGAAUUUGAUUGUUGAUAAAUUUAUUGUUUUA
Molecule: messenger RNA, 1023 nt
Organism: Hydra vulgaris (swiftwater hydra)
Lineage: Eukaryota; Metazoa; Cnidaria; Hydrozoa; Anthoathecata; Hydridae
Product: RING finger protein 151
Source: RefSeq, a predicted model, not a curated record